CGCGCCAUGGACCCUGCUCCCGACCUGGGGCUGCAGGACUCGGCCCUCAACCGCUACUUGGACGGCGACUUCUGGAGCCUCAAGGACGAGCUGUGCAGGCUCCUGGGAGGCAGCCCGCUCUUUCGCCAGAGGUAUGAUUUAAGUUUGGAUGAAAUGAGAGCUUUGACAUUUCAGAGAGUGAAGUUUACCAUGGGAUUACCUCUGUUGAAACGUGCAAUUCAAGAACAGGCAGAGAAAAAAAAGAAUUUUGUCAGUCGGAGCCUUGUCAUAGGAGAAGUCAUUUCCAUAGCAGACAUGGCCACGGGUGUCAAGUGUGGAAUAAUUUAUUGGCUGUUUGGUGGUGCAGUCAGGAAUCUGGGAAGCCCAAGACACGUGACAAAGUGGCUUCAGCCACUCCAGGAGCAGAAAUACACUGGCAUGUUUGCAAUGACGGAGAGGGGCCAUGGGAGCAAUGUGAGAGGGAUCCAGACCGAAGCCACAUUUGACCUCUCUACACAGGUAGAGAAAGUGGAGCCCAUGAAGGUUAAGAAACAUCAAAAUACAGAGACAAAAUACGGAGAUAGUCUUAGGUUGAAGGGAGUCUCCCUUAAUAGAUUCUGUUUCCGCCAAACAUUUGAGAGCUUCAUUCCAAUUCUGCUCUCCCUAGGUCUGCAUGGUGUGGAUAAUGGGAUCUUAAUAUUCGACAAGGUUCGGAUACCGAGGGAGAACCUCCUGGAUAAGUUUGGUUCUGUGGCUCCAGAUGGGCAGUACUACUCCCCAAUUAACAGCAAGAGUGCAAGAUUCAAUGCAAUGCUGGCUGCGCUGACACCUUCAAGACUGGCUGUGACUUUCCUAGCCAUGGGUUCCAUGAAGCUUGGGUUAACCAUAGCCAUUCGUUAUAGCCACAGCCGGAGGCAGUUCGGGCCCAAAGCCAAGGAAGAGGUCAAGAUUAUUGAGCACCAAACACAGACCCUCCGGCUGAUGCCUCACCUGGCCACAGCCUUGGCUCUGACCUUCGUCAGCAGGUAUGCUGGGGCCCUUCUGGACCAGAACAUCUACCAGGAUAAGGAACUGGGCAGCAGUCGCUCACUGCAGGCCCUCGUGGCAGGGCUGAAGGCAUACAGUACCUGGGAGAACAUCACUUGUCUGCAGGACUGCCGUGAAUGCACUGGAGGCAUGGGUUACAUGAUGGAAAACCGAAUCUCAGGCUUAAAAUGUGACACAGAUGUGUUUGUAACCUUUGAAGGCGACAAUAUUGUUAUGCUUCAGGUUGUGGUACGGGAAUUGCUGGCCCAGUACAGCAGGCAGUAUGAAGAAAGGCCAAUUCUCAGCCUGCUCCAGACGUGGGCUGAGUGUGGAGGUGACAAACUGAGAACUAGUUUCCUGGCAUUUAAUAUGGACACAUCUGGGAAUCUGGCCUUUCUGUUGAAAGCAGUGAAUUUUCGUGAAAGGAUUCUUCAGCGGGGGUUGGUCACCAGAAUUUAUUAUAAGGUAGUGACCAAGAAGGAGGACUUUUUCAAUGCCUGGAACUCCUGUCUUCAUCACAUCACAACUCUGUCUCUGGCACAUAUUCACAGAGUUACCUUAGAGCAGUUCUCCCUGGCAGUGAGGAGUUGUCCUGACCAGGAGGACCAGGCCUUGCUAAUGAAGUUUUGUCUGUUGUAUGGAACGAAGCUGGUGUUCCAAGAGAGAGCCUGGUACCUGGAACAUAAAUAUUUUACUCCUGUGGCCAGCGUGAGGAUUCGGAGGCAGUUACUGAAUUUGUGCCAGUCGGUGAAGGAUGAUGCCCUGAGGGUAAUCUCUGCCUUUAACAUUCCGCACACCACCCUCCAAGCUCCAAUCGCAGGGAUCGCUAAUCCAUUGGCGUCCUGGGCUUUCUACCCUGCUCCAAGGCAGCCAGAGAAAGCAGCGCGCCCUCAGCUGCCCAAGCUGGCAGCCAAGUUAUAGCGGGUGUGGUGGUGAAGAAUGGCUGCUGGCCAGAGGCUGGCUUACACACUCACUGCUGUGACACCCAAGGCACCCGGCUGGUCACAUGCUGGCUCUGAGUGACUUUGGUCUCAGAACCGAGGUCCUGCUGAAGUUGGCAGGAUGUGGGGUGUGGGCUGGCUGCUGGGAAAGGUGGCAGUGCUGUGCUUUAUCUGUAACCUCGCCUGGCCUGGCUGCAACCUCAUCAAACUUGGGCUCCAUUCUGGGCAUGCCCACAGCCAGCUGAGGGCCACGAAAGACUCCCGCUGUCCUAGGUGACUCAGAUUCCUAAAACUGUGGUGUUGGGUGAAAAAAAAAGUAAUCAAAACACAAAACUCAAAUGCCCAUGGGCAAAGUUUCAGUACAUCAAAUGAUGCUUUUCCAGUGAUUCAGGGCUUCUUAGGUUCUGUAAGGAAGUGCACAGGAAGGUCAGAAGCAACAGGAUCCUGGGCCUGGAGUCUGGUUCUUGCAAAGCAAGAGCUCUCUGGGUCCUCCCAGGCAGCUGUUGUUCUGACCACAAGAAGAAACAUUUCUUCAAGAAAACACUCAGGGAACAUUUUUCCCAUGGGGGGGGGAUUUCUUCUUUAGAAGAGCACAGAUAUAAGGUCUAAUAAAGAUAUUUAGCAAUAAUAUGGACCCCAAAUCAGAUCGAUGAGGUUUACAGUUAAAGAUAUUUAUAUAUUUUUCCCAUAUUUAGAAGCCUGUCUUCCCUGAUCCAGCUUUCUAGUCCUAUUUCCAACUCUGACAACAUCUCCCUAUCAAAGGUCCAUCAACCUUUGAUUACAGAAGCAGACCUCCCACCUACUGCACCCCCUAGUGAUCCUGGGUCUAUGCUCCCAGAGAGAUAAAGAAUAGGAAAGCUUCCAAUGGAGAGGAUGGGAUACAGAGUUCUGGUGGUGGAAAUUGUGUGGAAUUGUGCCCCUCUUAUCCUAUGGUCUUGUGGAUCAUUAUUAAAUAAUAACAA
Messenger RNA from Erinaceus europaeus (western European hedgehog), 2908 nucleotides. It is a transcript of the gene ACOXL, whose product is annotated as acyl-CoA oxidase like. NCBI's taxonomy places the organism in Eukaryota, Metazoa, Chordata, Mammalia, Eulipotyphla, Erinaceidae. Gene Ontology annotation, biological process: fatty acid beta-oxidation using acyl-CoA oxidase; lipid homeostasis. Gene Ontology annotation, cellular component: peroxisome. The record is from RefSeq and is a predicted model, not a curated record. Bases 7 to 1926 code for a protein of 639 amino acids. Gene Ontology annotation, molecular function: acyl-CoA oxidase activity; FAD binding; fatty acid binding. The transcript has 19 exons.